AUUCCAGCAACCCUGCAAGCCGGCUGGCAAAAGAGACAGCAUCGGAUUUGAGCGUUCGGACAGCAUUCUCUAAACCUGCUACGAAUUCAUCAGUUUUGUGUACUUGUCAUAGACUCGCUACAGGAUAGACCGGCUCUGUGUUGUUACUCUGCUAAAACGAAACGAUGUCUUUGUCAAACGGCACAACAGACGGCAAUGGGCUGAAAUGGACCGUGGGCCUUCUCAACAGCAAAUACAAGUACUUGACGGCCGAGACUUUCGGUUGUAAAGUGAACGCAAACGGUGUCGCAUUGAAAAAGAAACAGCUGUGGACCUUGGAACCUUACGUCGGGGCAGAAUCCGAAGAAGAAACCGUGUGCUUGAAGAGUCACCUUGGCAAGUACCUGGCUGUCGACCAAUUCGGCAAUGUCACCUGCGAUUCCGAAGAUUUGGACGGUCAUGCUAGGUUCAGGGUUGUGGUCAAUGACAGUGGCAAGUGGUCUCUCAUGAAUGUCACCAGAGGAUACUUCCUCGGUGCCAGCGAUGACAAGUUGAUUUGCUCUGCAAAAGCUCCUGGUGAGGCUGAAUACUGGACGGUGCACCUUGCUGCUCGACCACAGGUGAAUCUCCGUUCUGUGGGCAGACGUCGCUACGCUCGCCUGUCGGCUGAACAGGAUGAAAUCCUAGUGGACGCCAACACCCCAUGGGGUGAGGACACCCUCUUCACCUUGGAGUUCCGCGAUGGCCGCUAUGCCGUGCAUGCUUGCAAUGGUCGCUACUUGAAGGCGGAUGGCAAACUUACAGAACAAUGCGAAUGCCUGUUUGGCCUCGAAUUCCAUGGGGGUUACCUGGCUUUGAGAGACCCACAGGGGCGCUACAUCAGCUCCAUCGGCAGCAAGGCAGUGCUGAGGACGCGCUCGCAGACGGUCACAAAGGACGAGCUCUUCUCAUUGGAAGAUUCUGUGCCUCAGGCCGCUUUCGCAGGCUUCAACGGGAAAUACGUUUCCGUCAAACAAGGUGUUGAUGUAACAGCCAACCAAGAUGAAAUUUCUGAUCAUGAAACAUUCCAACUUGAAUACAAUGAGAAAACCAAGAACUGGCACAUUCGAACCAUGCAAGACAAAUACUGGUCUUUGGACAGCAGUGGUGGAAUACAAGCCAAUGCUUCUAAAGGGCCAUCCAGUGGACUUUUUACUUUAGAAUGGCUCCCAGAAGGUAGCAUGGCAUUCAAAGCUAACAACGGAAAAUAUGUAGCUGCCAAGAAGAGUGGUCACCUCUAUGCUAACAGUGACAAAGUGGAAGACAUGGAAAAGUUCUACUUUUAUCUCAUCAAUCGUCACACUCUUGUGCUCAAAUGUGACCAGGGAUUUGUAGGCUACAAGAGUGCAGCCUCACCAAAACUCGAAUGCAAUAAAGCCACCUAUGAAAAUAUUUUCGUAGAAAGGAGUGAAAAGGGUCUAUGCUUGUUUAAAGGUAAUAAUGGAAAGUAUUGGAACACAAAUAGCGAUGGCACCAUAUCAGUUGAUUCCGAAACUAGCCAAGGAUUUUACAUUGAGUUACGAGAACCCUCCAAGUUGUGCAUCAAAACAAAGGAUGGAAACUACCUUGUAGCUGAAAAAAAUGGUGUCUUCAAAGUGGGUGGAUCUGAUCCUACAACUGCCACAACGUGGGAGUAUUAACUUCAUAUUCAAAAACUCGGAAAAAGGAAAAGACUUUUUUGCUCACUCAGUGUUAAAUGUAUGUGUAGUAGCAAUUUUCUCUUUCCAAAGAUACAUUUACUAACAAUACUAGAUGCUGGUAAAAAAAGUAUGCAUUUUUUUUACAGUUAAAAUAUUUUACCAGCAUCUGAUUGUUGCAAUUUUUUAUUUAUUUUAAGUUCCUCUUAAUAUGCAUAACUGUAACUGCUGGCAGUAAUGUAAGUGCCAAUAUGGGUGAGUGGAUCUAUUUUUUUUUUUUUUUUUUUCGAAUUUGAAAUAUUCCAUCUUAGUCACAUUUCAUGAAUUAUACACAUUUGCUGCUUAUUCUUUUUAUUUUUUGUAUUUACCCAAAUUGAAAAUUUAACAAAAUAGGAUUUUUUUUCCCCUAGAAAUGCAUUUUGUACUCAUUCCAUUUUGGAGAUUGUCAUCAUGACUGAUCUUUUUGAUCUCUAACCGUGUACUUUCUUAUAUAUGUCAUAGCUUUUUUGUGACUUUCUUGUUUUAUAUAUAUAUACACGCAUAUAAGUUUACUACAUGAAGUCUGUAUCUGUCUCUUUAUGUUUUUCUACCUUUAAAUACAGAUUUGACAGUUUGUACAUGAUUUCUAUGAAGUGAGAUUUUAUACCAUUUUGACAUAAUUCUGAAGUUCUUGUGGCUGAUUGGAGGUUGUGAAUCAUUGUCCACCAAUAUUUGCCACUCAUAAUAAAAAUUGUGAAAUUUGUCUUGCAGUAAUGUAAAAAAAUGAAUGAAUAAAAACCACUUUAAUAGUCUA
Argiope bruennichi is the source of this 2448-nucleotide messenger RNA. RefSeq names its product protein singed-like. Gene Ontology annotation, cellular component: actin cytoskeleton; cytoplasm. Lineage: Eukaryota; Metazoa; Arthropoda; Arachnida; Araneae; Araneidae. The transcript has 6 exons. Bases 165 to 1658 code for a protein of 497 amino acids. Gene Ontology annotation, biological process: establishment or maintenance of cell polarity; cell migration; actin filament bundle assembly. Gene Ontology annotation, molecular function: protein-macromolecule adaptor activity; actin filament binding. The record is from RefSeq and is a predicted model, not a curated record.